This is a messenger RNA of Exophiala dermatitidis NIH/UT8656, 4917 nucleotides long. RefSeq lists its product as uncharacterized. Gene Ontology annotation, biological process: intracellular sterol transport. Gene Ontology annotation, cellular component: cortical endoplasmic reticulum; plasma membrane; endoplasmic reticulum-plasma membrane contact site. The record is from RefSeq and is a predicted model, not a curated record. Gene Ontology annotation, molecular function: sterol binding; sterol transfer activity. NCBI's taxonomy places the organism in Eukaryota, Fungi, Ascomycota, Eurotiomycetes, Chaetothyriales, Herpotrichiellaceae. The transcript has a single exon. The coding region runs from base 581 to 4411 and encodes 1276 amino acids.
GAAGAUUUUGACUGACGGCUGUAUUUCAACUUCGCCUGAGGCGCCCUCCCUAAGGUCCAGUGCCUAAAGUAAGGUACCUACCCCAAGCGGGUACCCAACGAUUGGCGUUUAUACCCCCCAAGGUACGCUACGCCUGGCUACAUGGACAAACUUCAGAUCUGUCAACCUGUCAUUCCUUUUGACCAUGAUGAUGAUUAUUUCUUGCCUUCUCAGCAUCAUCCUCCACAAUCCUCUCUGCUCAUCCGUUACACCUCGUUUCACUUCCCUUCGGACGUACCUUCUCCCUACGUAGACAACCGCUUUUCGAUUCUACGAGAAUAUUCUUACAUCAAGUCCUUCAUUAAAGAGCCUAGGGUAGCGCGUCUCCUUGCAUUUCUCCCCCUGUGCAUUGACCCCAGUGCGACCUCCUCUCCAAUGCCUACGUGACAUCACUCUGCCCAUUGGUCACUUGAACCAUACGGUAAACAAUCGACACGACACGACACCACUGCAUACCUACACCGACUCGACUUCGUCUUGGUGCCACGCUGUCUCGAAUGACCACAGACUGUAUCGAUUUCUUGCCUCAUGCGCUCCUACAAUGCCGGAGCCCUCCCCUCAACUCAAGGGCAUCAAGAAAGUGCUCUCGAACAGGAGACGUUCAGCCGACCUCCAAGGUGACGAGACAAUUAGCGGGCUCCGGACGAACUCCAUCGAUUCCCUCUCCAUCGAUAAAUCUCCUACAAGACAAAGUACUCGGUCUGUCAGCCAAGAUGGAAGCAGCAAGUCUGGAAGCAGUGGUAUGCGAAAGCUGCUGCCUGGACACAGCAAGAGGAAAAGGAGGAAGCUCAGGGAGGAAGAGUUGAAAGUCGUAGCAGAUCAUUUGGCACGGGGGCGAACUGGGUCUAAAUUGAGCACAACUACACCGCCAGAUGCUCUGAGCAGGCAAUCCAGCAGCCUUGCCCCCGACGGUGACACCAGCCUUCUUACAGACGACUCCGAAGUGGAAACACCGCCGCUCGUUUCUCGCGACUCUCACACAGGCUACCUGACGAUGUCUUCUCCCUUGGUCUCCACUGUGCCCGCUCGGAACAAUGAUGAACCAGCACAGAAUUCCUCUGCAACGCGUUCGCUUGGAAACAUACCGGUAUUGCUGGAGCCUGGUCAAAUAAGUGGAUCACCAUCUUCAAAGGGCGCCCCUCCACUUGAAUCAGAAUCAACUUUCAAUGCAACGACAUUGAAUGACAGAGCAGGAGGUCAGGCGCCAGCAGCAGAGGACGAGAGCAUGAGUUCAUAUCGGGGUGUGUCGCCCUCUCGCCGCUUCCGCGACGUGUUUGCAAAGGGUAGUAAGACUUCGCCCACGAGUCCCGAAAGAAGUUCGACAGGUAUGGCGAGCGGCAUUUCAGGCCCCAAGAGCAGCCUUAGCCUGGUCGCUGGGACGAGUGCAACCGCCGAAUCGAAGUCGCAAGAGGCAAGCCCUGGAUCCUGGACGGAUCAAGGCCAGCUGCAAAACCAUUCCAUGCCCAAUCUAGACACCAUGAUACGGCCAUUGACUCCACCUGCAGCUCUGAUCAGUACGCCUGUGACCACGGUCACCCCGCCUACUCCCACCGAUACGAGGUUUGAAGAAAGACCAGACCCUCCGCAGUCAAAUAAAGCCGGGGUAAAUCCAAAGGACGAGGCAGGCAUCGUGGUCAGCCCUUCGGGAAACAUGAUCUCCCAUCGCCGCAUUCGUUCCGCCUCCUCCAUCACUCAUCAGCCAAGCAAGUUGUCCACUUCCAUGACGGCGCCUUUAACCCCAACAAUGGAGGAGAGCAAGGCGCUCUCAGGGAGCGGAACUGGCAACAGGACCCCAAGUGGUGGCUUGUUCUCUUCCUGGGUUUCUGCAGCUCAAAAUGCUGCGACCACCAUCACCAACCUGACCGGCCAGAAUCGGACACGGUCCGGAACCAAUGCGUCUGACACUUCGGUCAAGCCGAAACCGUUCGAGCAAUCCAUUAAGGAAGAGGAAGAGGAAUCAACCAAAAAGCCGCCGGAACCCGAAGUACCUCGGAAACAAUUGGCCAUUGAAACCAUGGGCUCAGGAGACCUCAACUUCGAGCAUUUGGGUUUGGAGCCUGAUGACAAAGGUUCAGCCACCACUGGACCUGAUCUGGCCGGACUACGAAAAGACUCUACGCUGGCCCGGGAGAAGGCAGCCGCGAAAGUCGAAGAUCUUCUUGCGAAACGAGCCGUUUCGGCGGCUUAUGAAAAGCCCACUGAUGCCCAGACACCGGUGGCAGAAAUUGCCGACCCUGUCGGGAAUGUGAAGACUUCGCAGGCAUUCCCAGGCACGUUGAGCGGAGAGAAGACGCCCCCGAAUGGGAGCAUCGCUGACAGUGACGGUACCACGAUCAAACGGACAAACAGUGUUCGCAGUAAGCUGGGCAAAAGACGAUCUCGUGGGUCUUCGGCGGCAACAGGGCAGUCCGCAAUUGGUGCUAUGAUAGGAGCUAGCACCGCGGCUCUGGUGAAUCCCGCCAAAGGGCCUCGUGUAUCGGGUUUCACUCUGGCUCCGAAACUGCGGAAUCGGAACUUUCAUCAGCAGUUUCGCAGUGUGCCCGAGGAUGAUUACUUGAUCGAAGACUAUAGUUGCGCCUUACAAAAAGAGAUUCUGCUGGCGGGACGGCUUUAUAUCUCCGAAGGACAUAUCUGUUUCUUCAGCAACAUUCUCGGCUGGGUCACCACGGUCGUGAUCUCUUUCGAUGAAGUGGUCAGCAUCGAGCGGGAAAAUACCGCCGUGGUGUUCCAGAAUGCCAUUGCCAUUCAAACAUUGCACGCCAGGCAUACUUUCCGAAGUUUAUUAUACCGUGAGCAAACCUACGAUCUACUGAUCGGAAUAUGGCGCGUCAGUCACCCGGCGAGUUUCCAGAAGAGCGUCAACGGUAAGCAGUUGGCAGCUGAAGAGGCCAAUGUCAACAUAGAGCCUGCGGCGGAGAUUGUUGGAAGUGGUCAAGUCAGCGAAGGGAGCACAACUGAGGAGUCUGACUCGGAAGGAGACAACGACAGUGCAGAGAGUCUUGCGGAUAGUAGCGGCAGUCAUGCUGACAGCGAGAUUGGCGACGGUAAGACAGUGUCGAGGAAAGCGUCAGGCAUGAAUGCGGCUGCUGUCGCGCAGACAGCUAGUGUGUUGGCAGGCACUGCCAGCGACGUUCCACCAGGACUUGCUCUUCAAGCAGGCGUUCCAGAGGCAGCUAAGGACUACCCUGGCCCUGCGACACAUCCUCCAACGGACUCUACUGACAUCGCCACACCUUACGACAAGGCCUUGAAAGACGAGAUCAUUCCUGCUCCUCUGGGCAAGGUCUACUCUUUGUUGUAUGGUCCCGAAUCCGGGCUUUUCGUCCGAAAGUUCUUGGCCGAUGAAAGCAAGUGUACUGAGGUUGUACUUGAAGACGACAAGAAAGGUCUGAAUGAAGAAAUCAAGAGUCGACAAUACACAUAUAUCAAACCACUUGGAGGAAGUAUUGGCCCCAAGUCGACCAAAUGCAUCACCACCGAGACUCUGGACUUCUUCGACCUUGAAAAGGCCGUCGUUGUCACAUGUUCCACGUCGACGCCUGACGUGCCCAGCGGCAACGCCUUUAGCACAAAGACUCGAUAUUGUCUCUCAUGGGGUCCUGGAAACUCGACGAGGUUUCAGAUGAGCUGUACAAUCGAGUGGACGGCAAAGUCUUGGCUGAAGGGUCCAAUCGAAAAGGGUGCCAAUGACGGCCAACAGCAAUAUGGAGACAGUCUGGUGAAGGUGCUCAAAAGUGCUGUCAGCGGCCGACCCAGAGGGACCACGAAUGCUAGCAAGGUGUCCAAAACGACGAAGAAGAAGCGCAAGGGCGAGAAGAAAACUAAAGAGGAGAAAGUUAAAGCUGAAGAGAAGAAAGCUGAUGAUUGGGGACCAUUAGAGUUUCUUCGGUCUCCAUUGCAACCUGCUAUUUCAGUCUUGAGGCCAGUGCUGAAGAUGGAGGUUCUUGUGGCGAUGCUUUCUGUCAUGGUGAUGAUAUUGUGGUUGCGUGGCCCGACAGGAGGAACUGGACUGGGUCCAGCUGCCGGACUGUCACAACCAGAGCGUCUCGCGGCCUACGACGUUCUCUGGGCCGGUCAACAAGAUGAAUUCUGGGAGUGGCUUGAAGCCCGUGCAGGGGUCGAUACCGUCCUUCUGCGGGACCAGCCCCUGUGGGGUAGUGCGGAAUCGGCAAAUGCCGCAAAACAGAAGGGGAACCGGCGUCAACGGGGCAAAAACCUCAACUCUGUCCUUAGAGAUGUCGAGGCUAAGCUACGAGAGGAGAAAAUCGGCCAGCGGGAAAUGCGGGAUGCGAUCAAGAUCACGCGCGAGAGGCUGCACGUACUGGAGGAUGCCAUGGAGAAAGGAAAGAAGAAAGAACCACAUUCAUCCUGAACGGCAGCGCGCCUGCACCGUAAGGAGGAUUGCUGCAUUGUUAUGGCUACGCCCCUGGUCUGACGGAGCAUCGUCCAGGGACACGGUGAGGUCAGAGAUUAUGCUGCAUCGAAUGGGCUUUUGGUGGAAGAAGUCUGUCUCAAGUUUUUUUUACGCGCUACGGAUAAUGACAUUUGCAUCAUAUCCUCGCUAUCAUUAGGAGACCUUGGACAAGCUGGGGAACGUCGGAGUCGUACGUGUAUGGCUUACACAAGUCCCCGUCCGAACGGCAUGAUUGUUUUGUGUGUAUUCAUCGGAAAAUGUCAUCGGUGUCAUGGGCUCUAAGCAAGCGCUGUUGGUCAUUAUGGAAGCCAUAUGCUUUCCUUGAUUACUAGUACCCCAUUCAGGGGAUAUCAAAGUGUGAACUCGCGUAGUAACCGCUGGAUCUCAUAUUGGGUGAAUUGGAUAGCAGGUUAGUUUUGAUAUUAUUAUCGUUAGGUAGUAUCAAAGCUGGAACUUUGUCCUGG